CGGUGCCACGCCGGGUGUCGAAAGCCGUCGGACAACAACCGAAAGAGCAAGAAAAAGUGGUUCAACCUGGAUGAUGUUGUAGCUAAAACGAACUAUUACUUAUUUAAAUUAACGAGGAUGUGGUUCGCCAGGCGAUUUCUGUCCUCGGUCGCUCAGAAAAGACUGUACGCAGGACAGUUCGGCCUGUUCCGUCGCCCUCAGCACGGCUCCCUCCCUGAGCUGGAGCUGCGGUACCUGCAGUGCACAUGUUGCUGGCGGAGCCGGGUUCCCGUGGCAGGCUUUGAGACCCUGGACGCCACCCUCUCCUCCUCUUCUCAGCCCUGCAAAGAGGACAGCAGACCGCUGGAUGCGUGCUACACCUCCGAGCAACGAGACGUCAUCCUCCAGCUGCUCAACACCGCCACUCCGUCGGUGCUGGCCGGCGUCAAGCUCCUGAGAGGCCGCAAGUCGCUCAACAUUGUGGAGUACAGGACUAAAAACGGACCCUUUAAAACUCUGGAGAGUGUGGUGAAUGUGCCGCUGCUGAAACACAAAAGUGCGGUCACAGUCUUCAACUCCAUCCUCAACCCGGUGAAGAAAGAGAGGAAAGUGAGGAUUCAGCUGGCCAAGUUUAUCAGGCCAGAGGUUGACCGGUCCUGGUUGGAGGAAGCAAGUUCCAUUGUGUCACUAGUAUGUGGGACUAAUAAGAUCGCCUGGACUCAUGUGAACCGUGGGAUGACGGUACUUGAUUGGCAACAGCUGGAAUGCCCAAAUUUCUUGAGGGGAACAUACAUGGCUUCGGCUUACUUGAAUGACGUCACCGCAGUUGUGGCACUCCUCCCGCCAGCAGACUUCUACAUAAUAGAGAAAUCCUCCAUCUCAGUCCAGAAUACGGCCCUGUUCCCCAUCAUGGCCCACAUGAGGACUGUGGAGGCCAUGCUGUUUGCCCUGCUUGAGCCACCAAACUCAACACCAGAGUCCAACAUUCCUCCCAGAGUUUUGAACAUGAUGCGUACUGCUGUUGGACGUCACUUUGGACUCAUGGUAGGCGAGUCACGGACCAGCGGGGCACAGACGGUGCGACAGCUGAUGACUGAGUCGGUGACACAGAAGCUUCCCAGGAUAAACUUCCCCCCAGAGCUGCUGGUGAAGCACAGGAAUUCUUUCCAAAUGGGCAGCAGAAGAGGAGGGGAGGAGCUCUGUGACGCCCUGCUUCAGGCUGUGGCUUUUUACGAGCUGCUCAGUGAAUCUUCCAGUUAGCCACCACAUGGACCGAUCUCAUGGACCGAUCUCAUGGACCGAUCUCAUGGACCGAUCUCAUGGACCGAUCUCAUGCCCCGGCUACGCUCUACAUAAAGCAUACUUCCCGAGAUAACACUUAGGACAGUGACCAUAUGAACAGAUUUGGUAGUGGUUGAUGGUAAUGGUUAAAAUAUUAAAUUUUCUUACUGUUACAAAAAAAACUUGGAUACUGUUUUUUGGGAAACGUGAGUGUUGCUACGGUGUUAUUACCGCUGUCGAACUUGUUCGAUUUGGACACUAGCAUAAAGUAAUAGCUGUCUGCCAUCUUCCUGCUGUUUGAGGAUUUUCACUCCUGUUGGUUUGUGUUUGAUACAUAUUCUUUAAAACCUUUCAAAGACUAAUAAUUAAAAAAAAAAAAAAAA
Messenger RNA from Micropterus salmoides (largemouth bass), 1643 nucleotides. It is a transcript of the gene tefm, whose product is annotated as transcription elongation factor, mitochondrial. The coding region runs from base 118 to 1239 and encodes 373 amino acids. Gene Ontology annotation, molecular function: nucleic acid binding; DNA polymerase processivity factor activity. Gene Ontology annotation, cellular component: mitochondrial nucleoid. The record is from RefSeq and is a predicted model, not a curated record. The transcript is spliced from 5 exons. Gene Ontology annotation, biological process: mitochondrial transcription; transcription elongation by mitochondrial RNA polymerase. Lineage: Eukaryota; Metazoa; Chordata; Actinopteri; Centrarchiformes; Centrarchidae.